AUGGAUCCUGUCAAGCGAUUCUUCUCCUCUCCGCGCUUCGCCGUGGCGGGCGCCAGUAACGACGCCCACAAGUUUGGAUAUAAGCGUAAGUCAAAAGACGAAUAUCUCCAUGGGCCACCCUCGCUAACAUUCCAUUAUAUUCUCUUCCCUUUAGUUCUUGCAUGGUAUCACCAGCAUUCACUACCUGUGACUCCCCUCAAUCCGAGGGCAGCGCAGAUCUCCCUCCCCUCGCGUGCCUACGAUACAGUUCCCUCACCAUCCGGACUUCCCUCCCCGACUCAGACUUCGUUGUCGGUGGUGACUCCACCUCCAGUGACCCUCAAAGUACUACAGGAAGCUCAUUCUGUAGGAAUCCCUGCUGUCUGGUUGCAACCGGGGACCUUUGAUGACGCAGUACUGGAAUUUGCCCAUGCCAAUUUCGAGGCGGUGAUUGCGGGAGAUGGUGGACAGGGCGGCGAGGGAUGGUGUGUGUUGGUUGAUGGUGACGAGGGACUGGAAUCAGCUGGAGUCCAGUGGACCAGCCAAAGAUUAUAA
This is a messenger RNA of Penicillium manginii, 534 nucleotides long. RefSeq names its product CoA-binding protein. The transcript has a single exon. The record is from RefSeq and is a predicted model, not a curated record. The coding region runs from base 1 to 534 and encodes 177 amino acids. NCBI's taxonomy places the organism in Eukaryota, Fungi, Ascomycota, Eurotiomycetes, Eurotiales, Aspergillaceae.